Peromyscus eremicus (cactus mouse) is the source of this 3482-nucleotide messenger RNA. RefSeq names its product interferon regulatory factor 5 (gene Irf5). The record is from RefSeq and is a predicted model, not a curated record. The coding region runs from base 1395 to 2951 and encodes 518 amino acids. Lineage: Eukaryota; Metazoa; Chordata; Mammalia; Rodentia; Cricetidae. Gene Ontology annotation, molecular function: RNA polymerase II cis-regulatory region sequence-specific DNA binding; DNA-binding transcription factor activity, RNA polymerase II-specific; protein binding. Gene Ontology annotation, cellular component: nucleus. Gene Ontology annotation, biological process: regulation of transcription by RNA polymerase II; immune system process. The transcript has 8 exons.
CCAGGCAAGCCUGCUCAGUUUUAUUCCUUAACUUGUGGAACAGUGACGCCUUUCUAAGGAGCGGGUGCCACAGUGGCCUCCCUCUUUUCUGCCUCUGACUCUGGGUUCAAGAGUUCAAGACCAAAGGCCUGGACAAGGGAAGGUGAGACCUUCCCAGGAGUGAGGAUGGGUAAGAGGGAGCGCUAGACUGUUGUAAGUCUCAGGUUCUGUCUAGAAGAGAGUGAGCAGGUGAAGGGGAGGGCACCAGGGUGCGUGUGUCCUGGGGACCUAACUCUAGGGAGGCAGAGACUGUGGCCUGCGCAGGGGCUUGCCUCCAGUGGGGAGCUGGUAGGCCUUGGGCUGCACUUCCUGCCGCCAUGUGUGUGACCCAGGUCUGUAAACAUUAGAGCAGUAUUUCUCAACCUGUGGGCUGUGACCCCUUUGGGGAUCAAAUGACCCUUUCACAGGGGUCACAUGUCAGAUAUCCUGCAUAGCAGAGAUUUACAUUACAGUUCAUAACAGUAGCAAAAUUACAGUUCUGAAGUAGCAAGGAAACUCAUUCUAUGGGGGGAGGGGUCAGCACAACGUGAGGAACUGUAUUAUAGGGUCACAGCACUAGGAAAGGUGAGAACCUCUGCUCUAGAGGCUUCCUGAGCACCGAAGGAUGUGAGAAAAGCAGCAGGAACCCAAGCUAGGACAUGGAUGGCUUCAGGGUGGUGCCCUCUAAGCUGGGUGCCCAGUGCCAUUUGAGUGGAUUAGUGGGGUUUCUAUAAAGAGGUCAAGGGGAAGAAAGCGUCAUCCCUGAGAGACACUGAGGAGGAAUACCAGUGCGACACGUGGUCUUAGCCAAAAGGCCAAAAAGUGAUGGAAGAGCUCUGUGAGCUGGGUAUGAACUCCCCACCCCCAACCCCAUCCACACGGUCUGCUUCUGUCUGAAGCUGGCCUCUGUCAGAAGCCUGAGGUAGGACUCUAGUUUAGAGGAUUUGUUGGGGAUGGGGAAGGGCAGUUCGGGGGAAGGAGUCUGAGUAAGCUGCAGAGGGAAAGGCUGAGCAGUGACAGGAGGGAUAGGGCAUGGCGGAAGAGCCAACCCCAGUGCCGGUCACCCCAUUAGGCCACCGCCAUACAAGGGAGCCAGCUUUGACUGUGUGUGACUCCAGAGUGAUGGGUGGCCUCACCGGGGACAACUGGGGCGAUUCUCCAGUAAAGCAGCCGCUGGUACUGAUCGUACCUGGAAAACGGAUGGUCCAUUGAAGGAAGGGCCCACAGUACCCACUAGCACAGAAAUCUCCUUCUCCCCUAACAGAAAUCAUCAGUUGAGUGAGCCUUGUUGAGAAAGCUGAGGGUUGGAAAGCGGGCUUGACCUCAGAUACCCAAACGGACUGGAGAGACAUCCCCAUGACUCCUCCACCCAGGGCAUGGAGCAUCUUGCUGUGAAUCUGCUGAACUCCACUUUGCUUUCGCCUGCAGAGCCCUUUGCCAUGAACCAGCCAGCCCCGGGGGUUGCCCCACCACCACGCCGCGUGAGGCUGAAGCCCUGGUUGGUGGCCCAGGUGAACAGCUGCCAGUACCCAGGGCUUCAGUGGGUCAAUGGGGAAAGGAAACUCUUCUAUAUCCCCUGGCGCCAUGCCACAAGGCAUGGUCCCAGCCAGGAUGGAGACAACACCAUCUUCAAGGCCUGGGCUCAAGAGACAGGGAAGUACACCGAGGGGGUGGACGAGGCUGACCCAGCCAAGUGGAAGGCCAACCUGCGCUGUGCGCUUAACAAAAGCCGUGACUUCCGUCUGUUCUAUGACGGCCCUCGAGACAUGCCACCUCAGCCCUACAAGAUCUACGAGGUCUGCUCCAAUGGCCCUGCUCUCACAGAGUCCCAGCCCACUGAUGAUUACAUUCCUGGAGAAGAGGAGGAGGAGGAAGAGGAAGAGCUCCAGAGAAUGUUGCCAAGCCUGACCAUCACAGAUCCUGUGCUACCUGGGCCUCCCAUAGCACCCUACUCCUUACCCAAAGAAGGCGUCAAGUGGCCACCUGCUCUCCAGCCAUCUGUAGGGCUGGCUCCCCCUGCCCCAGAUCCAAAUCUCCUGGCCCCUCCCUCUGGAACCCCUGCUGGCUUCAGGCAGCUUCUCCCUGAGGACCUGGAGCCUGGACCACUGGCUUCCAGCCAGCCCCCUUCAGAACAACUCUUGCCUGACCUGCUCAUCAGCCCCCACAUGCUGCCUUUGACUGACCUGGAGAUCAAGUUCCAGUACCGUGGUCGUCCACCUCGUGCCCUCACCAUUAGCAACCCACAAGGCUGUAGGCUCUUCUAUAGCCAGCUAGAGGCUACCCAGGAACAAGUGGAACUCUUUGGCCCCGUGAGCCUGGAGCAAGUGCGCUUCCCUAGCCCAGAGGAGAUCCCCAGUGACAAGCAGCGUUUCUAUACAAACCAGCUGUUAGACGUCCUGGACCGUGGGCUCAUCCUCCAGCUGCAGGGCCAGGACCUGUAUGCCAUCCGUCUGUGCCAGUGUAAGGUGUUCUGGAGUGGGCCCUGCGCCUUAGCCCAUGGCUCACGCCCCAACCCCAUCCAGCGAGAAGUCAAGACAAAGCUCUUUAGCCUAGAGCAGUUUCUCAAUGAACUCAUCCUGUUCCAGAAGGGUCAGACCAACACUCCACCACCUUUUGAGAUCUUCUUCUGCUUUGGAGAAGAAUGGCCUGACCUCAAGCCCCGAGAGAAGAAGCUCAUUACUGUACAGGUGGUACCUGUUGCAGCCCGGUUGCUGCUGGAGAUGUUCUCAGGGGAGCUUUCCUGGUCAGCAGACAGCAUCCGGCUGCAGAUCUCAAACCCAGAUCUCAAAGACCACAUGGUGGAGCAGUUCAAAGAGCUCCAUCACAUCUGGCAGUCCCAGCAGCGGUUGCAGGCCAUGGUCCAGGCCCCUCCUGUGGCAGGCCUUGGUGCUGGCCAAGGGCCCUGGCCCAUGCACCCAGAUGGCAUGCAGUAACAAGGCUGCAGAUGGUGGCUGUCCUGGGCUUCCUGGAGCAACUGUGGAGAUUGGCAUGGCAAUGGAGUGGCCCCAGCAGGCCUGGCUGGCUGCAGGGUUCUACCUCUGAGUCUCUUGAAAGGAGAGUAGGGCCAAAAAGGACAUACACGAGGCCUCAGGCCACAUUCUCCCUAAAAUUCGAUCUGAGCGCUGUCUUCCAGUGAUUUCUCUAAUCUGUUUGGCUCUGAAGAAAUGUGGCCAGCAGCCCCAGUGGGAGGGAGGGAACAUCACUAGCCCGGAGCUUAGAUACACAGGUCCAGUUACCCCAGGGCAGUCAACUCUAAUGGUUUCUCUAGCAAAAAGGGCCAAGGCGUGUUGGUGGGGCUUCUGCAGAGAAUGGGCCUGAUUUGGGGGUUCCCUAGUUUGGGCCUUUCUCGUCUUCCUCUGACAAGGACAUCACUGGACACUUGUGCUGACAGCUGCCCUCCUUCAGAGUCUAAGAAGCUGGGGUAGGAAGUAGAUUUUAAUAUAUUUUUGGAUUAAUAAAUGUUA